Wickerhamiella sorbophila is the source of this 1560-nucleotide messenger RNA. RefSeq lists its product as hypothetical. Lineage: Eukaryota; Fungi; Ascomycota; Dipodascomycetes; Dipodascales; Trichomonascaceae. Gene Ontology annotation, molecular function: acetyl-CoA transmembrane transporter activity. The record is from RefSeq and is a predicted model, not a curated record. The transcript has a single exon. Bases 1 to 1560 code for a protein of 519 amino acids. Gene Ontology annotation, cellular component: membrane.
AUGGACCAGCACAUUGAGCUCCAACACCGGAAACGGGAGCGGGAGGAAAUGUCGCUGCCAGUGGCGGAAUUUGAUGUCGACGGUGAGUUUGAAACGGCCCAGCCCGUGUCCAUGAGCAUUGGCUCACUUUCAAAACGCGACCGCAACGGCUUUUAUUUUCUGACCAUGCUCUAUUACCUCCAGGGAGUUCCAGUUGGUUUGGCGUUCGGUAGUGUUCCAUUCAUUCUCAAAGAGCAUUUGAGUUAUGGUCAAAUUGGAAUCUUUUCCUUUGCAAGCUAUCCCUAUAGUCUCAAGUUGCUCUGGAGUCCUAUUGUUGAUGCAUUUUUCUGGCCGCGUUUUGGUCGUCGACGAUCAUGGAUCGUGCCAAUUCAACUGUUUAGUGCUUUGGUGCUGCUGAUUUUGAGUUUCCGUAUUGAUGACUUGCUAAAGACUGCUGAGACCAAGCUACCGGUCAUUACUGGGUUCUUUUUUGUCUUGGUUUUCGCCUCGGCCACUCAGGACAUCGCUGUGGACGGCUGGUCUUUAACGCUCCUGUCUAAACCAGCGCUUCCAUAUGCCAGUACUGCUCAAACUAUUGGUAUUAACAGCGGCUAUUUCACUAGCUUCACUGUUUUCCUGGCUCUGAGUUCUCCAGAAUUGGCCAACCGCUACUUUAGGUCGGUUCCCCGCGAUGAAGGGCUGGUGUCGUUCCCUGAAUACCUACGAUUAUGCUCUUUUGCAUAUCUAGCUGUUACAGCGUUCGUUGCAUUCUUCUACCGCGAAGAUAAAGAGGAUGAAGAUUUAGGACAAAAUGCCUGGCAAAGCACAAAGCACAUCUACCACACAAUGUUUGGUGUGCUGCAACUGGAGAAUAUGCAGAAGCUUAUUCUUGUUCAUCUUGUUGCCAAAAUAGCCUUUCAAGCCGCUGAAGCCGUCACGAACUUGAAGCUGGUCGAAAAGGGUCUGUCUAAAGAAGAUCUGGCAGUUAUUGUCCUCAUCGACUUUCCCUUUGAGAUUAUUUUUGGCUAUAUGGCUGCCAAGUGGUCAACCAGGUGGUCUCCCUUACAGCCAUGGUUAAUUGCGUUUGUGGGUCGACUUAUUUUUGCUGUUAUUUCUAUGUCACAGGUGUUCUUUUUCCCCAAGCAGGGCGCAACGUUCACCUACCUUGUCUAUGUCACGGUUGUCCACGUUCUUGGCUCGUUCUUGUCAACGGUGCAAUUCGUGUCUAUCUGUGCUUUCCACACCCAAAUUGCUGAUCCAGUCAUUGGCGGAACGUACAUGACAGUACUAAACACUAUCUCCAACUUUGGCGGUACCUGGCCGCGAGCCCUCGUGCUGGCGGGCGUCGACUGGUUCACGACGGCUACUUGCAGUGCCACUGGCGACUCUUGCACGACCGAGCCGGCCAAGCAACGGUGCCGCGACCUCGACGGCGUGUGCACCACCCAGCGAGACGGUUACUAUGUCAUGAAUAUUGUUUGCAUUAUUGCUGGAGUGCUUUUAUUCUACGGCUUUAUCAAAAGAACACUGGAGCGUCUCCAAAACUUGCCUACACAGGCUUGGCGAUCCAAAAAAAUGUAG